Messenger RNA from Sarcophilus harrisii (Tasmanian devil), 1898 nucleotides. It is a transcript of the gene TWF2, whose product is annotated as twinfilin actin binding protein 2. The coding region runs from base 159 to 1208 and encodes 349 amino acids. Gene Ontology annotation, molecular function: actin filament binding; actin monomer binding. The record is from RefSeq and is a predicted model, not a curated record. The transcript is spliced from 9 exons. Gene Ontology annotation, cellular component: cytoplasm; actin filament; myofibril. Gene Ontology annotation, biological process: regulation of lamellipodium assembly; positive regulation of neuron projection development; actin filament depolymerization. NCBI's taxonomy places the organism in Eukaryota, Metazoa, Chordata, Mammalia, Dasyuromorphia, Dasyuridae.
GCGGGGCGGGGGCGGGAGUUACUGCGGCACCGCCCGGGAAGCUUCGAGUGCCACAUCCUCUCGCCGCCGCUGGUCCUGCCGCCGCCGCCGCUGGUCCUGCUUCUGCGCCCGCCGCCGCCGCUGCCGAGGAGCUCGGCGGCGCUGGGCCGCCCGCGGCCAUGGCCCAUCAGACCGGCAUUCACGCCACUCCUGAGUUGAAGGACUUCUUUGCUAAGGCUCGAAAUGGAUCUGUUAGGCUGAUCAAAGUCGUCAUCGAGGAUGAACAGCUCGUGCUGGGUGCCUUCAGGGAGCCAGCCCAGGGAUGGGAACAGGACUACGAUGCUGCCGUCUUGCCUCUGCUGGAUGAGGGCCAGCCCUGCUAUAUCCUGUACCGACUAGACUCCCACAAUGCUCAGGGCUUCCAGUGGAUCUUCCUCGCCUGGUCCCCCGACAGCUCUCCGGUUCGACUGAAGAUGCUUUAUGCAGCUACGAGAGCAACGGUGAAGAAGGAGUUUGGUGGGGGCCACAUCAAGGAUGAACUCUUCGGGACUGUGAAGGACGACCUCUCCUUCAGUGGCUACCAGAAGCACGUUUCAUCCUGCGCUGCCCCAGCCCCGCUGACCAUGGCAGAGAGGGAGCUCCAGCAGAUUCGGAUCAACGAGGUGAAGACAGAGAUCAGUGUGGAGAGCAAGCACCAGACCCUGCAAGGUCUCGCCUUCCCGCUGCAGCCGGAGGCCCAACAAGCCAUUCUGCUGCUAAAACAGAAGAAAAUCAACUACAUCCAGCUGAAACUGGACCUGGAACGAGAAACCAUCGAGCUGGUGCACACGAACCCCACGGAGGUGGCGGACCUGCCCAAGAGAGUGCCCCAAGACUCCGCCCGCUACCACUUCUUCCUCUACAAGCACUCCCACGAGGGCGACUACCUGGAAUCUGUGGUGUUCAUCUACUCCAUGCCCGGCUACAAGUGUAGUAUCAAGGAGCGGAUGCUCUACUCCAGCUGCAAGAGCCGCCUGCUGGACUCGGUGGAGCAGGACUUCCAGCUGGAGAUCACUAAGAAGAUGGAGAUCGACGACGGGGCGGAGCUGACGGCCGAGUUCCUCUACGACGAAGUCCACCCCAAACAGCACGCCUUCAAGCAGGCCUUUGCCAAGCCCAAGGGCCCGCUGGGCAAGAGGGGCCAGAAGCGGCUCAUCCGGGGGCCCGGAGAGAACGGGGAUGAGAGCUAGGCGGGGUCGGGCCGUCCCUGACCUCUGCCGCAGACCGAGCCCCGGGGGACCCCGCGCCAGCCCUGGACCGCCGGGCCCGGCCUCCGCCCCUGCCCUUCCCCCAGGAGUUACGUGUGCUUCUCUCUCCUUUCCUCCCUUCCCCUUUUCUCUGGCUCCUCCCGGGCAGCCCUGAGGGAGGCGAGCGAACCCGGCGGUCUCCCCUCACCCCCUGCCUGCCCGCAUUUCCCUCCUUGCCGCCCGGCUCUGCGUGCUCGGGCCCUCCCUCCGCCCCGGUUGCUCCGCCCGCUGCGUUGGGCCGAACACCCGCUGUGGGGCCGCUGCGGCUCCAUGCCUUACUCCGCACUCCGGCCGGCCCGGCCUCUGUGUGCUGUUUCUGAGGCGGGGGCCACACAGCCGGAGGCCCCCCAGGGGUUAGGGAGGAGCCGGGGGGAGGGACGGCUCUGAGGGGGGAGGGGGCGGAGCCGCAGCAGCAGCAGAGGACUCCAGCUGGGCCCUGAGCCCCUCUGCCUUCCGAGGACCGCCCCCGCCCCCACCCGGAUGGCAAGUGAGCGCCGGGUGCGAGAGUGGACGUCAACCCCUGGAGGUUCGGGGCUCACCUGGGCCGGGGGACGGGCUGGGGGACUGGGGGAGUGCAGGACUUACUGGACUGAAUGCUGUAUUUUCUAAGGAAUUAAAGUAUUUUUAAAUCAA